This is a messenger RNA of Gossypium arboreum, 4128 nucleotides long. RefSeq lists its product as uncharacterized. Lineage: Eukaryota; Viridiplantae; Streptophyta; Magnoliopsida; Malvales; Malvaceae. The coding region runs from base 2322 to 2897 and encodes 191 amino acids. The transcript has 2 exons. The record is from RefSeq and is a predicted model, not a curated record.
GCCAAUUUCACUUUUAUGCAUUUUUUUUGGCCGAAUUUAUUAGAGCCAUUCAGCUCAAUUUAAUGCCCAACUGCUGGAACAUUCAAGAAGCUCCAAGGAAACUUCAAGGAAUUUUUUUUUCAACUUAUUUAAGCUGAUUAAAAAAGCUGACCGUUCAGCUCUCUUAUUUCACCCUUUUGGACGAAUUUAAUCAGCUUGUUUUAGCUCCAUAAUUGCUCCAAUUUAUUAAGAUGACUUGGGAAACACCAUGGGACGUUUUUGAAGCUUCAUGGCACUUUCUUGAAUUAUUAUGGAAUUUUUUCAGCUUAUUAAAAGCUUAAAUUAAGUGUCCAUUUGGCUGCCAAUUGUCCAUUCGGCUAGCCUUAGUCUUUAGCUAUAAAUACUUGUUUUUAGUUGUUGUAAAGGUUAGUCAUUUUAGGACUGAUUUUACUUAUCGAGAUUUCAUCUCGUGGCGUCUAUCUUUCCUUUGCUUUAUUCCAAACUUAUCACCUCCGGUGUGGCGUUCAAAAUAUAUCUUUGGUUCCUAACUCUCUAUACUUAGCGGGUCAAGAUUCUCUUAUCGUCCUAAGUGCUUAUUUUAUGAUUCGAGUCAACUUUUCCUAUAACAUUGGUUCAAUCUUGGCCUUAGCCGAUUUUUAUUUGCCUAUCAUCAAAUUUCCUUUAACCUUUGUUUGAUCCCUUUAAUAGCCAUUUAUCCAUCUCUCUUUCAGCCUUUUUAAAAUCAACCCAUCAACUCGCUUCCACAUCCAUUACGAAACUAACCAUUCGAACCUAUCUUCCUUGUUUUUCAUCCCCAAUUUUGCAAACCAUUCAAACUUACCCAAUUUAACGAUCGGGCAACUAUUACGACUCAAAUCAUCCCGAGGUGAGUUCGUAUCAUUUGGUAUCAGAGCUAGUUAAAAUCGAUGUAAGUACUGAUAUUUGUAACCCCGGGUUCGUAAAUCAGAAAAAAGUUAAAAAACAAAAAAAAAGUCAUUUCGUGAAAUUCAAGUAUUGCAUUGAAAGUAUCAUUUUGUAGUAAAAAAAAAAUUCGAAGUUGAAAAAAAAAAUUCAAAAAAAAAUUCAAAAAAAAAGGUUCUGUUGAUAGUGCUAAAAGUUGUAUUCAUCUUUUGUAAAUCCCGAUCAUCAAUUUCUUGCUACUAUCACCAUCUACCCGAACGACCACACCUUCACCUUUUAUUUUUUUUUUUCUUUUAGCCCUCCCUUGUCCCAACAUCAUUUCCAACCCAAAACGAUUAUCAUUUUUGUAAGCCGACUCCACACCGACGAGACCGCUAAGUCUAAGUAGUCCAUCGUGAAUCGAGAGAAGUGAAUAGAGUGGAAAAAGGCACGAGUGUGUGGUGAGAAUAUUCGAGUGCGUAAAAGUCAAACGUGUGCGAUUUUUUUUUCUUUUUGAGAGAAUUUGUGAGGUUUUUAUUGACAAAUUUUUUUUUUGUUUCUAUUUUUAAUCACUUUCCUUUUCCCUUACUAAAACUAUGAACCAAGAAGUGUUUUCAGAAUUCAACUAUCAAUAUUUGAUGAAAGAGAUGCGUAGAAUUGUGAAGUCCAAGUUUAACAAGUUGCAUGAGUGUUUGGAUCGAAUCGAGGAAAGAGACCGACAAGAACAAUGUUCUUUGAGUCAAAAGGUGGAAUCAAAGUCAUCACGGAGACAUACAUUUGAUGAUCAUUCGAGGAGAGACUCAUACCGUGAUUCUUAUCCAACAAGAAAGCCAAGACGGUAUGAAGUAAUUCCUGAAUCUGAAAUCUUUCAAGAUGACAAACGAGAAUGUAGGAAAUCCUCUUCAAGUCAGUUAAAGUUUUCAUUUCUGGUGAAUUCUUCACGGAAAAGAGAACAUGUUACGUCUAAGUUUGCGCCUGCGGAUAGUCACUCCCGAAGAGAUUCAUACCAUGAUUUCUAUUCUACUAGGAGUUCAAGACGAAACAAAGCAAACUUCGAGUUUGAAGCCUAUUACGGUAACGAACGAGAAGAUCCGAGAAAGUAUUCAUAUGCGCGAAGAUACUCAUCCACGAGGGAACGCUUGCGAAGAGAUGAUCGUAUUUCGUACACGAAUCUUUCAUACUUUUUCCAACAAAAUUCUCAUAUUGAUUCUUCUAUGUUAUCUUCCUCUUGUAGUGAGAUCAAAAAAUCAUGUGAAAAUGAAAAAGAGAGUGAAAGAAAAGAAAGAACUUGAACGAGAAAAUAAAAUUGAAAAAGAGAGUGAAAGAAAAGAAAAAGAACUUGAACAAGAAAAUAAAAUUGAAAAAGAGAUUGAGAGUGGAGUGAGUCUUUAAAAUAAGCAAUUGAAAAAGAGAAAGAGCUUGAACAUGAGAUUGCAAAAGAAAUGAGUGGAGAAGACAAGAGAGAACAAGAAAAAGUGAGGAGUGUUUUAACUAACCAUUCUAUGAGUUCUCCUUGUAUUGUUUCUUUUCAGGUUCCUGAAGAUUCCAAUGACAAGCUACAACUUCAAUAUCUUUCUGAAGAGAGACAAUUUCGAAUGAUCGAGAAAGGUAAUAUCGAAAAUGAAAUUCUCCUUCAAGAGCUUAAAGGCAAGCAAAGUAAGGAGUCUUUAACAAUUACAUCACGACAAUUUGAUUUGAACAUUGUUGAAAAAGGUGACACUUGGAGAUGGCGUCCCCCUAUAGAGGGAGGGCGGGGAAAUAACCCAAUUCCUUUUCAAACCAUUUGUGGUUCCUUGAGUUUUGGAAAUAAUUCCAUACCGAUCAUGAGCAAGAUGGUUUGUGAUCUUGGAAAUUUUUUUUCAAGCAAGUGGCCCGAUUUGAGGACAAAUCGUCUUCAAGAGGGAGGGAAUGAUACAAAUCCCGACGUAUCAUGGUUCGACACAAUUCGAAAAUAUCGAGCAUGGCCUAAGUUCGAGGGGCCCAAGUUCAAAAUGAAGCCUGAUCUUAAAUUUCAAUGAGCUCAAUUCAGCUUGAUUAUAGUUCAAUGAGCUCAUUUGCUCUUUUUUUCUAGUUUUUUUUAAUUUAAGCAUUUUAUUAGUUGCUGGAAUAAAUUAAUUAAGUCUAGUUAAAUUAAAUUAAAUCAGCUCAAUAAUUUGGUUGUGUUAUUUUUAAUAAAUUAAAAUCUGGACAUUUUUAAUGUGUUAGUUAAAUUAGUUAAUUUACUUAGCUCAUAAUUAUGUUUAGCUUAAUAAUUGGGUUUUAAUAUGUUCCAGCCGAAAUUAAUAUGUCUGAAUUGGAACAUGUUUUAAUCUGUUUUAGUACAGCUAUUUAAUUUGUCUUAGAUUGUGUCCUAGGCUGUUGCUAAUUCAAUGUGUCAAGAACCUGUCUUAGUUUUAGUGCAGCCGAAAUUAAUUGUCUGAAUUGGAACAUAUUUAAUUUUGUUGUCCAGCUGAACAUGGCAUUGAAUUCAGACGAAUUAAAGGUUGUCUUAAGGCUGCCGAAUUUUAAUGUGGCUUGAGCUGACUUUGUUGAUUUCCAAUGUGCAGGCUUGGACCGAAUUUAAUUGAUGAUUAAUUCAACUGAUCAGCAAGGUGCAUUGGACGUUAUUAAUGAGGGAACAUGCACCUGUAUGUUCAUGAACGACAAUUAAGAGAGGGCUGCUGAUUGGAAUUUCCCAUGUAUUUUUUUCAUUCAGCUCAAAAGGUCCUUGAGCAAAUUAAUACUUCUUUGACUUUCGGUGUGCCCCAAGCUGAGUUAUUAAGGCACCAAAGCUGUUCAGCUGACCGAAGCAGCCAAUUUCACUUUCAUGCAUUUUUUUUGGCCGAAUUUAUUAGAGCCAUUCAGCUCAAUUUAAUGCCCAACUGCUGGAACAUUCAAGAAGCUCCAAGGAAACUUCAAGGAAUUUUUUUUUCAACUUAUUUAAGCUGAUUAAAAAAGCUGACCGUUCAACUCUCUUAUUUCACAUAUUUGGACGAAUUUAAUCAGCUUGUUUUAGCUCCAUAAUUGCUCCAAUUUCUUAAGAUGACUUGGGAAACACCAUGGGACGUUUUUGAAGCUUCAUGGCACUUUCUUGAAUUAUUAUGGAAUUUUUUCAGCUUAUUAAAAGUUGAAAUUAAGUGUCCAUUUGGCUGCCAAUUGUCCAUUCGGCUAGCCUUAGUCUUUUGCUAUAAAUACUUGUUUUUAGUUGUUGUAAAGGUUAGACAUUUUUAGACUUUGCUACUUAUAUGAACUUAAUUGUUCUAGUGAGAA